GUUAUUGAGCCAUCAACAAAAUCCCAAGGAAGUGGUCAGCGACACUUGCGAGCGACAAAUGAUAAUUCUACUGCAAAAGGAUCACAAGUCCAUGCCCGACGCCCUCAGAGUAAACAACCAUUACAAUAUAACCAUGAUGGAACAUUAUGUGGACUUGACUUCCUGGAGACAAUUUUACAAGGACUUGCCAAGGGCACGCUUAACCAUGUUGUCCCAAUAGCCGUCAGCUCGACAAAGUCCCAGGAAAGAAUUAUGGAACUCUUCAAUUUGGGUGUUGCAGAUGUCUUGCUUAAGCCGAUCGAAGAACAAGCGGCAAGGACUUUAUUUCUGAAUGUACACCGCUACAGCAAGUAUAAGACAGCUAUAACGAUUCCUAGAUACACGACGCAAAAGAAUACGCUUGCUCUUCCGAGUCACACUCGACUCCGUAAUGUGUUCUUGAAGGAUCAAUGGCUUUCUGAUAUUUUGAUCAGUCAUUACUGUCCAACACCAUCCAAGAUGUCACUGCGAGAUUUUCCCUCAAUGUCUUCAGACGCAGCACUAGAGCGUGUAGAGGAGCUCAAAAGCCGUUUACUAUCUUGGGACUUUCAUCCACAUGAUCUUUGUGAGGAUGACCUCAUGCGCUGCGUUGUGAUUGUCAUUCAGGAAGUAAUGAAGCUGGAUGGACUUGGGGAUCUGAAUAUUCCUGAACACUUACUGCAUCGCUUUGUGAUCGGUCUGCGUGAUUCAUACCAUCGAUCCAACCCAUAUCAUAACUUUGCACACGCUGUCGAUGUACUCCAAGCAACAUUUUACUUCCUUUGCAGGAUGGGUAAACUCCCAGAGACAGGUUUUGGCUUCCCUCCUUUCCCUCUUACCAAUGGCGGCGAUCACGGAUCCGAGCCCGAAUCACCUGAGUCAUCGGUGACUAUACCCACUAACGCUCCCUAUGCUGACCAGGGAGACGGCCUACCGCCUUUUUCGAUUCAGGAUUAUCUACGACCCGAGGAUAUUUUUGCACUAGUCGUGGCAAGUAUUGGUCAUGAUGUGGGCCAUCCGGGAGUCAACAACAUGUUUUUGGUCAACGCGCACACACCCUUGGCACAAGUGUACAAUGACCGGUCUGUCCUUGAGAGUUUUCAUUCAAUGGCCUUGUUUCAUGUCAUGAAAAAACAUGGCUUUGAGUGUUUUGAUGUCGACUCUCAGAACCGCAAGUUUAUGGAGUUCAGAAAGAUGGUUGUGAGUACGAUCCUGGCCACAGAUAUGGGUCUCCAUUUCGAUUACGUUGGCAAGAUCAAGGAACAGACGGAACGCUUGCGUCUUCGUAGGCAAUCUGGCAGUGAUACUCUCAAGCCCAAUCAGGCUAGCAUUGAAGAGCAAGAACGCUUGGUUCUCUGUGGAACAUUAAUUAAGUGCGCCGAUAUUAGUAAUGCUUCAAGGCCGUUCCAUGUGGCAGAGAGAUGGUCGACUGUCUUACUGCAGGAAAUGUGCAAUCAAGCUGAUAUUGAGAAGGAGAUGGCAGUCUGCUCAGGAUCACAAUCAGUUCCUGCUGGCUCUACCAAGAGCCUAGCUAAUGACAAAGGGAUGCAAAUUGACUCCCAACUUGGGUUCAUCCACGGAUUUGCUAUGCCUCUAUUUAGCAGUGUAAAAGAAAUUAUUCCAGAGAUGGGAUACUGUGUUGAGUACCUUCAAAUCAACCAUGCUAUCUGGCAAGAGCGGAAGACUGAGUACCUCAAACACGGAAAAACAUCGGUAUUUGCUGGUCUAGAUAUCAAUAAUAACGGCAAUAGCAACGGUAUUCAUACUGCUGGCGACUCAGGACACAGUGAGGAUGAGUACCAGGCUCCGAUAACCAAGAAGGCGACUCCAGUAAAUCAUAAUGGCAAGCAUAGGAAUAUGACUGGAAAACAACCUUUAGAGAUUUCUGUAUUGAAGAGUGGAGUUAAUACCAGGUCCACAGUAUCUAGGAAGCCUCAGCAGCCAAAGUUAUCGGGAUCAGAGGAACAGAAAUCUAGCCCAGAUGGUGCUGUCCUGACGCCCGUCAAAUUACAAGCGAGUAGUUCGAGACGAACGCCUUCCAGUAACUCUAUUAAUAGCAAUGGCGGCACAGCAUCGGAUUCAUCUAGUUCUAUCCCGCGGCUAAGGACAAAAUCCAAGGCUAUGACGCCGGAGAAUGGUUGUGUUGCGGAGCCACGGAGACAGGAUAGUUACCGUGCAAGUAGUGUUCAUCAACAGCAGUACCAGAAUAAUGGUCGUCCCCGACCACCAAGUUCGCGGGUACGAACCUCAACGCCAGCAAUCUCUAUAUCUGUUCCUAUGUCAUCUACUUCUCCAGAGUCAAAAUCAAACACUGCUUAUACUUCACCUAAAAUUCAGCAGCAGCAUCAAGUCAAUGGCGAUCGUAGACUGAAUUCGCCAGGACGUCAAUCAUCGGCACCUGGACAUUCAAAGCAUGACAAGGUCAAAGACAAGCCAUUUCCCUUGGAAAUGAUGAAAAGUGUUGACAACAUACAGCUAGAUGAAUCUCCUGACCCUUUAGUUUCAGAAACACCUUCGCCGACAGAGCAGGCUGUGGCUGUUGCCGAUGAACUGACAGACGUACAAACCCCAGUUACGAUUAUUUCCACCACUUCAAUCACUGCAGUCUCUGCAUGUGACUCACCUUGAAUGACAACACUUCCCGGAUAGGAUACCAGGAGUGCGUUAAAUGACAACCCCUUCAUUUUUUUUUUUACUAUUAUUAUCAUCAUUU
Messenger RNA from Lobosporangium transversale, 2731 nucleotides. RefSeq lists its product as hypothetical. Gene Ontology annotation, molecular function: 3',5'-cyclic-nucleotide phosphodiesterase activity. Lineage: Eukaryota; Fungi; Mortierellomycota; Mortierellomycetes; Mortierellales; Mortierellaceae. The coding region runs from base 253 to 2646 and encodes 797 amino acids. The record is from RefSeq and is a predicted model, not a curated record. The transcript is spliced from 9 exons. Gene Ontology annotation, biological process: signal transduction.